AUGGGCCGGGCCGAAGGGUAUGACCACGUUUGUGCCCUUUUCCGUGCCGCCCAAACAAGGGGAGACUGAGACGGGCCCGGGUGACGAUGGCAUGGCAUGGCAUGGCAUGGCAUAGCAUGGCCUGGUACUAGCAUGGCCUGCCGCGCAGCGGAGGACAGCGCAGCGCAUGACCACCCACCCACCCACACACACACUCACGCACACACAGGCAGGCACACACACCCCUUGUUCCUGUUGGCCCGCGAGUACCCCUCAGUCCGCUCGAAUACUGUACAAUUCAGCACGGGCGCAAAUGGUCGUCAGUCGCUCCUCUGCGGAGGCUUGCUUGCCAGGUCGCCUCUUCCCUCUCCAGGAAUCCGACCAUCGUCGCCUCUCUACCGCCAUCCUGCCGGGCAGCCACUCGACAGCCAGGCGCGUAUGCACAUCGGGGGAGACGUCGCAGACGUUGGCCCGCGCUAUCCGCCAUCCUUGCCUCGCCUCGUCGAGCGGGAGUCACCGCAUCCCCAGGACCCCAAGGCCCGGGCCGGAGCAGCAGCAUCCAGCGUCGCCCAGCCGCCCGACCGACCUGUCGCGGCAACGGCAGCCGGCCGGGGGACCAAAGAGUGUCAGCCUGCAAGCGGCCUCUCCGAGGCGUUGAUGAUCGCCAACACCAGCCGCCUCUCCAGCCCCCGAGCGUCAUCCGACCCCCUCGUGCCCGCUGGCCGACCCCCCUCAGCCUGACGCCCAACACUGCUAGCUAGCUCUUGUCCAGACUUACAUACGAGCACCACCGCCUCGGCCUGGGUCACCCACCAGCGCCGGCAUCAGCCUCCGCCUGCCCCCGUCUCCGCUGAGCGGAGAGCUCCUCGCGCUGUGUCGCGCGCCCGCCCGCGCGCCCGCUUGACUUCGUCUUGCGCGCCCGCGCUCGCUCGCUCGCCACACCCCCAGACGAAUGCAAGGCCGCAUGGCUGAGCCUGUCCCGGCAAUGGUCCGGGUGGAACCUUAGCUGGUCGACAGACGCAACUUUCACCCCCGGCUCCGCCGCUUUCCCUCGCCCGCGCUCGCAGCCCAGCUCCAGGUUCGCCGCUUCUUGUACCUCCCCGAUCUCACUUGUCCCUCGCGUAUAGUCGAUACCUUCCCUCCCCACGUGCCGGUACCUGGGUCCUGGUCUCAGACUCUGCCCAGGCGAGCUUGUCCAACGCACCCUCUUUCCUUGCAUCCAUCAUGGAGUUUCAUCAGCCCCUCAUCAACAAGCGACCUCGGUCCUGUGCCGAGGUUGAUAUCUCUGAUCCUCCGUUGCAGUCCCUUUUCCCACUACUGAACGCGGGAUACGCGUACGCGCCACUCCAACUUGACAUAUCAACCGUGCCGGACCAGUUGCCCGCGGCUUAUGGCUUCGCCACUGGCUUCUCUUCCGGUCUUGAAACGUAUGAAGGCUCCCCAUCGGUACAUUCGUCAGCAAAACGACGGCGCCUUGGGCCAUAUAUCCCCAUGUCUCCAGCAGGCGCCGUCCCAAGUCUGUCAAGUCUCUAUGAGAAGGCCUCCGAGGUAGAAUCUAUGGGCCACAUGUCGAACAACGAGCCGUCGAUGCCAUCGCGGUGGUCAGAGGCGGCCCCGCCUUCGGCGCAGUCGCCUCUGGCGCGGCAAAUGAACAGCUUGAGUCUCUUUCUGUGCCCUUGCCCCGGACUUGGGUGGGAACAGCAAGAUGGAUACUCUCCGCUUGGGGAGGCCUCGACCACUGCUUAUGAUUCGAACCAGCCAUACACAACAGAAAAGCAGCCGUCUAUGCACCUGUCGUCGCAGGACAUGGAGGCAAUAUUCUCGCCUCUGGGGGAUAGCUCAUUCGAAUCUAUCGAUGCCGGCGAGAUCGUGGAGUCUUUCCAACACCAGCCUCACCAUACAGCGACCGAGUCUCUGAUAUCGUCAAGCUACCUGCAGAACGAGUACAGCUCCCAUGAAGCCGAGGUCGUCGGGCCCGGGGCAUUCGUUACAGAUUACCUGAGCAACAUUGACCCCCCGCAGUUGAUAAGCUGCACUCAAGACUAUAUCGACCCUCUCACCCCGUCACCCUUGCCAUUUCAAACGGUAAGCGGAGGCGUAGAAAGCUCACCAUGCGGCGUGGCGUCGGCCCGGACGUCUGAUCAUGUCUCACCUGGACACUGGCAUGAAGCGCCGAUGCAGCCAUCGAGUUUUGACAUCUUACUUCCCGAUCAGCGCGGCGGGGGCAAACGAGGCCCUUUCAAGGAUGCCAAACUUCGUGAGCAGACGGCGCAAACGAGACGGACGGGGUCGUGCAUUAGGUGUAGAAUGCAACGAAUACGCUGCGAAUCGGAUCCCAAAGACCCGAGUGGCAUAUGCCUGACCUGCGCCAACGUAGCAAACACAAAGGCAGGGCGAUUCCCUUGCCUGAGGUACAAAAUCACAGACGUCAAGCUGUACAAGCCUGGCCAGGUUCCCGGCUAUGAGUGGACGCGUCGAUGGACCAACAGCAUCACUGAUCCCAUUCAGAAAUGGGCCUCUUCCGACGUCAAGAUCAUACAUGUGUCUGCUGGAUUUUCACGGAGGGUCAUUGAACUACAGGUUCGCAGGUUCAUCCCCCAAGACGGCGACAAGCUCGUGAGGACCUGGGACCAUAAUGGAACCAAAAGAUCGGUUGCCAUUCCGCCGUAUGCUCUCAUCGACUUGGAGGCGACGAAGCUGGCAUAUGAGCUGCACAUUCAAGACAUCAUGAAUGAUAGCAUCCAGAAUGUGUUGGACCGCCCCGACGGUUUGCUGUACAAGACGUACUUUCGGGCUGUGCGACUCAUGCAAGACCCGUCCAUGGAGGAGGAUGCCAUGAAGCUCAUUAAGCUGACACUCACAUUGUGGGUGUCGAUUCGGCUCUCUACAACGUCUGGCUUCAUCGUCGGGGACGAGACGCUAGGCAUGCCCAACAACAUCUUGGAUGAUACAAACCCGAGCGCGGGCAAGAUCCCGACGCCCCCCGUAUUGGGAGCGCAGCUGGACCUUGUACUCAUCCACCACAUUCAGACGAAACUUCGCAGGGACAUGCUGGAGAUUCUGCAAAAGCUGGUGCUCAAGAAUAAGCAGAAGAGCUGGUUCGUGACGUAUCUGGUAACUUUCAUACUGCUACACAACACGGCUCUCAUUACAGCACACGAUGCUGGGUACGCUCGAAAGCACGGCAUAAAGCGCCGCUUCGCACGAGAAGACAAGGUCAGAGAGUAUCACCUAGGCGCCAACAUUCUGCUUGCCCACUUCCACUACUGCAACAAGGGCAUGUAUCCAUUCUCAGAUGAAUGCAAAGACAAGGAUCUGCGAGUGCUGGCAGACUUGAGCGACGAAGAGAUCCAAUUCGUUCACGCCACCAAGCAGUACGCGAAACAACACCGGCGAGAAUGGGAGGACAUCAAGGACGGAAGCGAUUACGAGCGGGAUUUCUUUUUCGUCAGCCAGCUGUUUGAAGAGAAUUGGAAGCCACGACCGACGAUAUAAUGAGCUCCGAGUUGCCGGGCAGUGGGAAGUUGAGCAGCAGUUAAGGUGGCGCCAACGCUUCGGCCACGACGACGGCUAGUAUGACAUGUCGAUGCAAUGCAGAUGCCUGGCCGCCGCGGCGUGCUCCGUCCGCUACAGGAAUGAGGCAGGGGAGGAGACGCGGCGCUGGCGGCAACGAAGCGAUGGAUGAUGAUGCGGAUGGAGUCAAGGCUCACCGGUCGUCUCACAUGGGUUUUCGAUUCGGGGCCCAUGUUCCUAGUAUUCACAGAUCGCGCAAAGCCCUGGGGGAUCGGGCCGCCGCAAGGGAGCACGGGAUGGUGCAUCUCAGCAAGCAUGGAAGCGAGCAUCCGCCAUGAUUUUUCUGGUUAUUUUUAUUUUCUUCUGCGCCUUUCUUCUCAUAUGCUCUCCCCCCCGUCUGCGGCCAGUGGUGGCUUGCGCCUGUGGACUUGACCCUGCCUCUCGGACCUUGUUCCGGGUCGUGACGUGGAUAAUUAGUAGAACGCGCGAAGUUGUACGAGGCGUUGGACAAAGCUUGACCAUGGAUUCACAGGCAAAGUGCCUUGGCUCUCUGUCCAAAAGGUGACACAGCAGUCGGCGGCCGAUCUACCCCCCCCCCCCCGUGCCUUGUUUCAAGAUGGCGAGUGGCGGCUCUGGCUGGCUGGAAGAAGGUGAGAGGCCCGGGCAUCCAGAGGGAUUCGCCAAUCUCGCCUACGGAGUGGUAUUGCAGGGUGCAGCCACGGAUGUUCCUGUGUGUCCCAACCAGUCAGUGUUGGUUGGUUAGGGCGAUUGAUUGCCUUGGCCGCGUCGGGAAUAAUGCUUUGGGUUCACGGAGUCUUUGACGGCCGCCCACAAAAAUAAAAACACGCGCCAAAUGCGCGCGGUGCGGUGCGGUGAGGAGCGGUGCAGACAAACCCGGAGGUGCGCGUGCAGUGAGUGUGAGUGAGUUCCAUGCUGCCGUACAGUGCAGCGCAGCGCGGCGCAGCGCAGUGCGGCGCGGUGUGGUGCGGUGCGGUGCGGGCCUCGGUCGCCGUCGUACAAGUCCGUCGGCACAUG
Molecule: messenger RNA, 4527 nt
Organism: Purpureocillium takamizusanense
Lineage: Eukaryota; Fungi; Ascomycota; Sordariomycetes; Hypocreales; Ophiocordycipitaceae
Exons: 7
Coding region: 1204-3474 (756 amino acids)
Source: RefSeq, a predicted model, not a curated record